GUCAAUAAGUUCCAUACCUAAUUCCUUUACAACAUGUGAUAGAUAGUUCGCCAAGAAAUAAAUAGUUUUGAAAAUGUCCGAUAAUUCACCGAGAAGAAGUUUAAAUUUACAGGGUGUGCUGAAAUAUGCUGUCGCACACACCACAAGCCAAGAAGACGAUGCAAAGCCAAGCACCGAUCUAGAUGACGAGAAAAGUCGAUUCCUAGAGGGUGCACUAAAUUCACUCACAGUCGGCGCAUCAAACGAUUUUAAAACCGCACUGGAAAUUCUGGACAGCCCAGAGACGAGUACAGAGGAAAAAAAGGAAAGUCUAAAUCAUCUAAGAAGCCACAUUGAUGACAUCGAUUUGGCGAAUUCCCUGGCCAAAAUGGGCGGCACAAAGACCUUAAUCCGAUAUAUAACAAUGCCGGAAGAGGACCUGCAGGCAUUGUCCAUUAAUAUCGUCGCUGAGAUGGCACAAAAUAACAUAUUUUGCCAGGACAUUUUCACCAAGGAGAAAUUUCUGCCUGCGCUUACACGAAAUUUGAGUGAAGGGAAUGAGAACGCGAAUAUAGUUCGCUGUUCCAUAUAUGCCAUAUCAUCGAUAAUUCGAAGCUUUCAGCCAGGCAUGAAUGAAUUUAAGCGAAUAAAUGGUAUUAAGGCUCUACUACCGUGCCUGAAGUCUUCCAAUUCAGAUGUCUAUAUAAAAGCAGCAUUUCUCAUAGCAUCCUUAUCAUCGCUGGACAAGUCCCUCAGAGAUGCAUUUCUAAAGGCCGACGCAUUUUCUAUAUUAUUUGAAAACCUAAGGCCGAUCGAUUGCUUUGAUGUGAAACAGGAGACCACACUUUAUGCACUUUCCACCCUCUCGUUGAAGUCGAAUCUGAAACUAUCGGCGGGGAAACGCAAGGAUUUGGACCUUAUUUUGGCACAAAUAAUCUCAAAAAACAACCAAAACGAAAAUUGCGAGGACAUGGUUAAUUAUGCAAAAAAUAUUGUGGAAAACUUAAAAACACUGCCUUGAAUAAUAUAAGAGUCACAGAAA
Drosophila miranda is the source of this 1021-nucleotide messenger RNA. Its product is annotated as hsp70 nucleotide exchange factor fes1. The transcript has 5 exons. Lineage: Eukaryota; Metazoa; Arthropoda; Insecta; Diptera; Drosophilidae. The record is from RefSeq and is a predicted model, not a curated record. The coding region runs from base 74 to 1000 and encodes 308 amino acids.